Messenger RNA from Fonsecaea nubica, 2214 nucleotides. RefSeq lists its product as hypothetical. Gene Ontology annotation, molecular function: tRNA dihydrouridine synthase activity; flavin adenine dinucleotide binding. The record is from RefSeq and is a predicted model, not a curated record. Bases 1 to 2214 code for a protein of 737 amino acids. The transcript has 4 exons. Gene Ontology annotation, biological process: tRNA processing. Lineage: Eukaryota; Fungi; Ascomycota; Eurotiomycetes; Chaetothyriales; Herpotrichiellaceae.
AUGGCGGGAAGCGACCGCCUAGGGGACGCAACGCCGAGCCAAUCUUCAGAUUUAAUAGGUCGUUUAAGAGGUGUCGCGGAGAAGCACCUCAAAGAUAUCGAGGAAGAAAGACUGCAAGAGGAAAAGGACCAAGUGAAGAGGACACAAGAGCUGGAGCACUAUUCGAAGCACAAGAAGCAGGGGAAGCAGGGACCGCCAAAUACGCCCAGCGAGGCGUCAAUCCCCAAAAUGAGAUCAGCCCAAGAUGUCCUCAAGCGGCUCCAAUGGGAUACUGAUCUUGACAUGUCAAGAUACAUCAUUGGCUAUCUGGAACGGUUCGCCGGUAUCAAGGAACUCGCCGCGACCCAUUGGAUCUCCGAGGUCACCGAGGAAGACUGGAUUCCCCAACAUCGCAUCAAAUACUUCAAACGGGUCUCUGAAAAUGGGGUGGCUGAGAUUGUCUGGGACCGCGAAAAGCGAAUCGACAAGAUCUUCGGCAGUGGCUUGAGAGAGGACGAUGAGACGGUGGAUAUUAAUUCCGAGGAUGGCGGUAGACUGCCCAUGUCUAGGCCAGUCCUCCAAGCGGUAGUAGACCUAUACCAACAGAUCCAGAGACAUAUUUCUCCAUUCAAGGUCAUGGCAGAGACGGCGGCCGCUGGCGCAGGCCACAUGUCGUCGCCGUCAAAGCUGACAGGCAGGGCCUUCUACGAAAGCAUCGGCAGCCCAAAAUACAUAAUGGCUCCCAUGGUCGAUCGGUCAGAGUUCGCUUGGAGACUCCUCACGCGGUCCUACCUCGAUGAAGAGCGAUCAAAGUCCUUUCUAGCAUAUACGCCUAUGCUGCACGCGAGAUUGUUCCGAGAAACAGCCAGAUUUCGAGACGAACACUUCCAGCCCACCAAAAGCAGUCUGGUUUCCAAGGAGAGAGCCUCAGCGUCGCUAUGGCUUGAUGGCAAUCCGACUUUGGACCGACCGUUGUUCGUACAGUUUUGCGCGAAUAAGCCCGACGAUCUCCUUGAGGCGGCACAAUAUGUCGCCCCUUACUGUGACGCGGUUGACUUGAACUUGGGAUGUCCGCAGGGCAUUGCCAGGAAUGGGCGCUACGGAGCUUUUCUGCAAGAAGACUGGGACACAAUCUACAAGAUGAUUAACAAAUUGCACAAUGAGCUCUCAGUUCCUGUGACGGCCAAGAUGAGGAUACUGGACACCAAGGAGAAGACUUUGGAGUAUGCCAAAAUGAUUCUCUCUGCCGGCGCCAGCAUAUUGACAGUGCACGGGAGACGGAGAGAACAGAAGGGCCACAAUACCGGUCUCGCGGACUGGCAAAUGAUUCGAUACCUCCGGGAACAGCUACCGCCAGAGACGGUCAUCUUUGCGAACGGGAACAUUCUGAAUUCAGGCGACCUAGAAUCAUGCCUAGCCGCUACUGGGGCUGAUGGUGUCAUGAGUGCAGAAGGCAACAUAUGUGAUCCCACAAUUUUUGCCGACCCACCCAAAGAAUACAACCCCCGCGAGUACUGGUACGCGCCAGAUGGGAAAGGGGGAUACCGUGUGGACGCCGUGUUCAGAAGAUAUCUUGACAUCAUCCAUCGCCAUGUCUUGGGCAGAGAACCACCCGUGCGCAAGCCUCUUUAUGUCCCCGGUGAUCCUGAAGAGACGCCUCAGAACACCGAAGCGGUCGAUGCUGAGCUUCCACCGAGAAAAAGACAAAAACGUUUGCCCAAGCAAAGGUUUGAUCCGAGUCUCAGGCCAAUGCAAGGACACCUGUUUCAACUCCUUCGUCCCUUGGUUUCGACGCACACCAACAUUCGAGAUGCGUUGGCACAAACACGAUGCGGAGACAUGGAUAGCUUUGAGGGGGUUCUUGCCAUGGUGGAAGCGGCGGUUAAGACGGGCCUCGAUGAACAUACCGCAUCACCAGAGGUCGAACACAGACCUGCGGCUGAAGGCGCAGUAGAGCAGCUACACGAGAAGGAACUGACGCCCACAGAGAAAACCAGAAUGAAAUAUCGGAGGCCGUGGUGGGUCUGUCAGCCUUAUGUCCGGCCGCUACCAGACGAAGCUGUCAAGCUGGGUGCCAUGCAACCGGUCAAGGGGACAUCCAAGGAGGGCUCGAGGGAAGUCGCAGGCAACGAGGUCGAUGCGGGCCGGUCAAUCGAUGUCGUUGAGACACCUGAUCUGCCAUUGCACAGCACUACGAAAGAAGAACUCGCUAAGCCUACCUUGGUUUUCGGCUGA